Ananas comosus (pineapple) is the source of this 1844-nucleotide messenger RNA. RefSeq names its product cytochrome c oxidase assembly protein COX15. The transcript has 7 exons. Gene Ontology annotation, molecular function: oxidoreductase activity, acting on NAD(P)H, heme protein as acceptor. Gene Ontology annotation, biological process: heme A biosynthetic process. Gene Ontology annotation, cellular component: mitochondrial inner membrane. The record is from RefSeq and is a predicted model, not a curated record. NCBI's taxonomy places the organism in Eukaryota, Viridiplantae, Streptophyta, Magnoliopsida, Poales, Bromeliaceae. The coding region runs from base 124 to 1533 and encodes 469 amino acids.
AAAAAAAAAAAAAAACAUGGCGUAGACGACGCCAACCGCGCUCUUUAACUAAACCGCCGCCCGCGGUCGUCGUCGUCGUCGUCUCGCAUUUUCUCGCCGAAACUGUGGGCGCUCGAAGAGGCGAUGCUCGGGAGCAGGGUGGGAGCUCUCCUUCGUCGGAGCACCAAAACCCUAACCCUAAUCUCUCGAGAUCUGAGAGGCUCUCCUAGGGUUUACUCCCAUGAGCACCCCCUACUCUCUAACCCUUCGCGAUUCGCCGUCUCGGAACCCUGCGGGAGAUGCUUCCUCUCCAGAUACAGCUCCUUCUCCGCGUUCAGAUCCCUACCGAAGAGCUUAUCUGGUCAAUCUUCAAGGAAAAUGUCCACUUCAGCGACGCUUCUGAAUAAAACCAGGACAGAUGUAACAAAUGCAGGAUUGAAAUUACUCGUUACGAAGGGACCCCAUGCACAAAAGGUAGUCGGGAUAUGGCUUUUUGGUUGUGCUGCUUGGGUUUUCAGUUUGGUGGUUCUUGGUGGAGUCACGCGCCUCACUCGUUCUGGUCUAUCGAUGACCGACUGGAAAUUCACUGGUGCUCUGCCUCCAUUGUCAGAGGAUCAGUGGCGUCUUGAAUUUGAGAAGUAUCAGCAAUCGCCCGAAUACAAGCGGGUGAAUAGAGGAAUGAAUAUGGAAGAUUUUAAGUUCAUUUAUUGGAUGGAAUAUGCACAUCGGAUGUGGGGAAGGGCGUUAGGUGUUGUGUUUGCUGUCCCAUUUGCAUAUUUUCUCGCAAAAGGGUACAUUACCCGCCAACUUGGAGUUAGACUGUCAGCUCUUUUUGCUCUUGGUGCUGGGCAAGGACUUAUCGGCUGGUGGAUGGUAAAAAGUGGUCUGGAGGAACCGGCUUCUGAGUAUGUUCAACCUAGGGUUAGCCCAUACCGUCUGGCAACUCAUCUCGCCUGCGCAUUUGGUAUAUAUUGUGGCAUCUUGCGGACUGCUCUGUCGGUAGUCAUGCCUGACCCUCCAACUGGAUCGAUGAAUUGGGUAAAUGGGGCAGCAAAAAUCCGAAAACUGGUUCUUCCUGUAAGUGUCCUUGUGGGCAUUACUGCUGCAUCAGGGGCUUUUGUUGCAGGAAAUGAUGCGGGUCAUGCAUACAACACAUUUCCUAAGAUGGGUGAUUCCUGGAUCCCUGAUGACAUAUUUGAUAUGGAGCCACUCAUUCGCAAUUUUUUUGAGAACACGUCCACAGUACAGCUCCAUCAUCGCAUUCUUGCAACAAGCACGUUGGUGUCAGUUGGUGCUUUGUGGUUGGCUGCAAGGAAAAUAGAGAUGCAUCCUGCAAUCCAGUCAUUGAUUGGGAGUACAUUGGGAAUGGCCGCACUUCAGGUGACACUGGGGAUAUCGACACUGCUGACGUAUGUCCCAGUCUCUUUAGCCUCAGCUCAUCAAGCCGGAGCAUUAACUCUGUUAACCCUAAUGGUCCUUCUUGUUCACACUGUGAGGAAGCCGUCGCCAUCCCUUCUCAAGUCGUUAGCUUCAGUGCCAAAAUCUAAGGGCUGACUUACAAAUUCCAUAAUACGUCAUAAUCUUCAUCACUACUGGAAGAUAAAAAAAACUGGCAGCUUUUCAUCUUUCAGUAGAAAAUUAUCGCCCAAAGGUGGUAGUAUAUUGUCUUUACUUCUUUAUAGUCCCUUAAUUAAGCAUGGGACUUCUUGCUGAGUAAAAUUCUUCAUUCGCCUGUCGCUGUUGCUGUGCUCUUCAAGCCCUCUGUGUUAUUGAUCAGGCCUCUGUAAGUGUACCUGUAUUACAUCUUUGGUUGUCUGACGAGGAGUCUAAGAAUGACUAAAAAAAUUUUGCACUUUCAUGUACUA